Messenger RNA from Poecilia reticulata (guppy), 2318 nucleotides. It is a transcript of the gene kif2c, whose product is annotated as kinesin family member 2C. Gene Ontology annotation, biological process: microtubule depolymerization; microtubule-based movement. Gene Ontology annotation, molecular function: microtubule binding; ATP binding; microtubule motor activity. The record is from RefSeq and is a predicted model, not a curated record. Lineage: Eukaryota; Metazoa; Chordata; Actinopteri; Cyprinodontiformes; Poeciliidae. Gene Ontology annotation, cellular component: microtubule.
CAGGAGCCUGGACCGUAGGAAAUAACGCUUGUUUGAAUCUUUGGCGGUGCACUGGGUUGUCGCAGCAAAAAGAAACAAAGAUGGACAAUAAUCUUUCCAGACUUUUAGUUGGGCUUUCUAUUCAGAUCAGUCGCAGUGAUGGUCGAAUCCAUUCAGCCAUCGUUAAAUCCGUUGAUGCCUUCAAGUCUACGGCAAUGGUUGAAUGGCAGGAGAGGAAAAUCAGCCGAGGGAAGGAGAUUGAGAUUAGCGAGUUAUGCCAUUUAAAUCCAGAGCUUUUGGACCAUGUAAAUGCUGCCACCAGAGCUGCUGAACUGCCAUCUGCUGCUCCUGACAAGAAGUAUGAGGGUCGACUUCGCUCAUCCCGUAUCCCUGCUCCUUCUUCCUUCUCAAGUCCAUGGGCCAAAAAUAACGAGGAGUCAGUUGCCUUACGGUCUCAGACACGGCAGACAUGUUUGUUCCAGCCACCAGCAUCUGUGGUGUCACCAGUGGCAACAAGCAAUGCGUCCUCUCAAGGGAACCCAGAGACAAUCUGUCCUGAAAUGAACCAGUCAGUGCAGCCUACCAGCUCUGCUCACCCUUUUCAGCCGCGGAGAGGAAAUGAAGCCAAACUAGCAGAGCCGCUGCCUCCUGUUGAUGAGUCGGUCAAAGAAAACGAGCCUGACAGAAUGCCUUCUCUGCCUUCAGCAAGAGGCAGAAGAAAAUCUGUGGCUCAGGAAACAAACAAAAGCAACAAAAGGAUUUCCAGUGUCAUGAAGCCCUUUGACAUGCAACCCAAGAAAGGAAAGUUUGGAGAGUCAUCUCGACCAAAUCAGAAGUUCUAUGAGAUGAUCCAGGAUUUUAGAGAAACCUUGGAAAUAACUCCGAUAACCACUUCUGACCCGAUUGAGCCUCACAAGAUUUGUGUGUGUGUUCGCAAACGGCCUCUAAACAAGCAGGAGUUUAACAAAAAGGAGAUUGAUGUGGUGUCCGUUCCUGGCAAAGGUGCGUUACUGGUCCAUGAGCCAAAGCAAAAAGUGGACCUGACCAAGUACUUGGAGAACCAGGUCUUCCACUUUGACUACUCCUUUGAUGAGAAUGCCACCAACGAGCUGGUCUACAAGUUCACAGCCAAACCUUUGGUGCAGUCCAUUUUUCAAGGUUGCAUGGCGACUUGCUUUGCCUACGGCCAGACUGGAAGUGGCAAGACCCAUACAAUGGGAGGUGACUUCACAGGAAAGCAGCAGAACAGCGCUAAAGGAAUCUAUGCCUUAGCAGCCCAGGAUGUUUUCACCAAUCUCAACCACAGGAGGUUUGCUAAUCUGGAUCUGUGCGUCUAUGUGAGCUUCUUUGAGAUUUACAACAGCAAAGUGUAUGAUCUGCUGAACAAGAAGGCCAAGCUGCGUGUCUUAGAGGAUGACCGACAACAGGUCCAGGUGGUGGGACUGGAGGAGGUCUGUGUGUCCUCAGCAGAAGACGUCAUCAGGAUUAUACAAACAGGAAGUGCAUGCAGAACAUCGGGGCAGACCUCAGCCAACGCAAACUCCUCCCGCUCCCACGCCAUCCUCCAGAUUGUCCUGCGGUGCAAUAAUCGUGCUGCCACUUUGCACGGCAAAUUCUCAUUGAUCGAUUUGGCGGGAAACGAGCGUGGCACGGAUGUCAGAAGCAACGAUCGCAGCACUAUGGUGGAGACGACCGAGAUCAACCGCAGCCUGUUGGCUCUCAAGGAGUGUAUCCGUUCUCUAGGGAAGAACAGUGAUCACAUUCCUUUUCGAAUGAGUACAUUGACCAAAGUGCUCAGGGAUUCCUUUAUUGGAGAAAAGUCCAGAACCUGCAUGAUUGCCAUGGUGUCUCCAGGAAUGGCCUCAUGCGAAUACACAAUGAACACACUUCGCUACGCAGACAGAGUGAAGGAGCUGAAUGCUAACUCCAAAGUCACAGCACAGAAGGGGAAGGAGCCAAUAAACAGUUCUUCCGAAGAGGAUUCUUCUGUUGAUACCAGUGUGCUGGACAUCAUAUCUCAAGUUGCAGAGUUUGAAGAAAAAGUCUAUGGAGAGCUGAAGAGAGCAGAUGAAGUUGUUAAGGAAAUGGACAAAAUCUCAUACAACAUUGAGGAAGGGCUUCCUGAGCUGGUGGACUACUCCAGGAAGUUGAUGGACUCAGUUCUGGCUCUACAAUCUGCUGUCACAAAGGAGCGCAUGGCCAGGCUGAACCUCUGAAAAGCCAGAUAUUCCUGCAGAGAGACAAAUUUUCAUUUUUCAGCUAUUUUUAUUGUAAUGUAUAAUUUGUUAAAUAAAAUGCAACACUAACAAUAAAAAGAGGAAAAAAAACAAUAAUGGCAU